This is a messenger RNA of Ipomoea nil (Japanese morning glory), 1095 nucleotides long. RefSeq lists its product as uncharacterized. The transcript has a single exon. The coding region runs from base 1 to 1095 and encodes 364 amino acids. The record is from RefSeq and is a predicted model, not a curated record. Gene Ontology annotation, molecular function: protein binding. Lineage: Eukaryota; Viridiplantae; Streptophyta; Magnoliopsida; Solanales; Convolvulaceae.
AUGUGUAAUAAAACAGAGCGGUUAUCCGGAGCGGCGGCGCCGUUGUGUCUGCCGGAAGAUAUAAUCGUGGAGAUUUUGAAUUGGUUGCCGGUGGCAUCAUUACUGAGAUUGAAGUGCAUCUGCAAGACAUGGCGCCACAUCAUUGAACGGGAUGAUGAGUUGGCGGAGAAGCAUCACAACCGCGCCACCACCUGUUUCCGCUAUAAACAUAAGCAUAAGGAUAUGCAUGGAACCACCUUCUCCAGUGGGUACAUGAAGAUGAAGAUGAGAGAGGCGUUUUGCUGUAUCCAUACACAGAAGGGGUUAGUGCUGGAGCAAGAUCGCGGUACAGAGCUCCCAGAAAGGCUUCGGAUAAGGAACCCGGCGACGAGGCAAGCGGUGUACCUGCCCGUCAUCGGCGGCACUUAUUGGACGCUCGCCGGAAUUUUUUUUGUUGGAAAGAGUUGCUGUAAAGUGAUAAGUUUCUCGCAGGAGGGGAAAUCGGUUUUUGAGGGACGAUUCAGAGCGAUAACUGUCGGCGCUGAUGCGGCGUGGAGACCUCUGAAUAAUGAUCUGCUACACCGGAUAAGCAUCCUCUUCCGGAAGUCUAAGAUAUACUCUCUGAGCAUCGGAAACGUUUUCCAUGUGGUCACCAUGAACAAUGAACUCAAGAAAAUUCUGUCAGUGAACGCAGAGAAUGAGAGGUGUGAAAGUGAAGAAAUCCCAGAAACUCUCUUCUCAGAUUGGGGGACUGUGAAGCCAAGGGAAUGGGAUUCAAAGCUAUCUCUUUACAGCCAAGAUGGGGAGAAUAAUAAUAUCAAGAUUUGGGUGCUUCAGAAUCACGAGUGGGCAAAAAUCACCAUUGUCCUGGAUUAUCCAGUUCCCUUUGUAGCAAAAGAUACCAAGUUUUAUAUACAGAAACCUCACUCCUUACAUUCUAGGUUUAUAAAUCAAAACGAAGAUGCAGUGGUUGUGAUUAAACCUACAAUUUUGCAUCUAAAAGGGAUGGAGGCAAUGCCACAAGAAAAAAGACGACCCUACUGGAAGGAAGAAGACGUGCUAAUCCCCUCCUCCCAAAUUAUUUCUCGACUUUCACUGUAUCUAUUUAGAUUUUAG